ACAAAGUCCUCAUCUGGGCCCCAGCUGUUGGCCGAGAAUUUCUCAGGCGAUCGACAUUUACUUUUGGAAUCAACUUCGGCGACGUGUGGUCGGCCGUCGCCGGUGAAGACGAAAAUUCCAGUGAGAUGACACUGAGAGAGUUCCGACCUCCACAGAUCUAAUGGACAAUGCCUGCCGGCCUAUAGAAAGUUUAAUUUACGGUUCCGAACAAAAGGGCGUUGCUCUCAGAGCUUUCAUCCGCCGUCAUGGCUCUGCUAAUGAAUCUCUCGGUUCAUUCUUCGCCAUUUUACCUUCUUUUCCACCUGUUUCUCACACUUUCCCUUUAAUUUCUCUUCCAUCUAGUGUAGUUUUGGUUUAAUUUUCGAAAAUCCCAAAAACAUUUUUUCUGUUUUUUUUUGCCCUCCAAUCAAAUCCUAAUCUAGACAGGGAUUUUUGGUCUGAACACAAGGAGAGUCUUUCUGCUGUAGAUCUGGGGCUUCCUAAAGAUAAGGAUUCGAAUGUUUCAGUCGAAAGGAUCGGAGCCUCCAUCGAUAAUACUGGUGAAUCGAAGGUGUUAUGCUUGGUCUCUAACGCCGGAAUUUACAUCUCUGUAGAUUCAACGAAUCGAAUCGAUGAAGCCAUGCUUAUGGGGGUUUUAAUUAGCCGAGAAGAUCAAAUCCUUCCUGGGCAAUGGUUUGGAGGCAGGUGAAUCGUUGGAGGUAUGAUUGGUUACCAGUGCUGAAGGGUUUUCUCUCAGUGUGGGUUUAUCACUAGCCUGAGCUUGUCUUGCGGAAUCAAUGGGUGCGCUUUAGCAGGAAAGAGAAGUUCCUUCCUUGUUUCCGGCAGUACUUUACCAGAUUUCCUGAUGAACGAGACCCAAGGGGAGAGUUCUCCAGCUAUCAAAUAUGAAGAUGCGGUUGAGUGGUUAAAAGGUAGGUGGCUAAAUCAGUGGCUGUUCUGUAUGCUGGUUUGCUUUAAAUAUCUGGAUUGCGGUAAUUGUCUGGAAUAUGAUUUAU
Messenger RNA from Rubroshorea leprosula, 995 nucleotides. The record is from the annotation of a GenBank genome assembly. NCBI's taxonomy places the organism in Eukaryota, Viridiplantae, Streptophyta, Magnoliopsida, Malvales, Dipterocarpaceae.